UGCCUAAUCCGAAGAAGACGACGAAGAAGAAGAAGAAGAAGAAGAAGAAGCUAGUUUCUCGUUUUGGACCAGGAAGUGCAGUCCCAGAUCCACCGUUAUAACAAAAACAAAGGGUUCUAGGGAGCUACACAUAGUUUAUCCUUUGAUAACCUGGAAUCCUAUUCGUCUUGACAUGGAGGACACACUCUUCCAGUUAAAGUUCACUUCCAAGCAGCUUGAGAGACUGGCCAAGAAGGCAGAGAAGGAGUCGGAGAAGGAGCAGGCCAAGGUUAAGAAGGCGUUGCAACAGAAGAAUGUGGAUUGUGCCAGAGUGUAUGCAGAAAAUGCUAUCCGGAAAAAAAAUGAAGGUCUCAAUUGGCUGCGCAUGGCGUCUCGAGUCGACGCGGUGGCCUCCAAAGUCCAGACUGCAGUCACCAUGAAGGGAGUGACCAAAAACAUGGGCCAGGUGACCAAAGCUCUGGACAGAGCUCUAAACUCCAUGGAUCUCCAAAAGGUCUCUGCUGUCAUGGAUAAGUUUGAAACCCAAGUCCAGAACCUUGACGUCCACACCUCAGUGAUGGAGGAUUCUAUGAGCUCGGCAAUGACGCUGACCACGCCUCAGGAACAGGUGGACGACUUGAUCCACCAAAUAGCAGAGGAGGGCGGCCUGGAGGUGAUGGACCAGCUGAGCCAGCUGCCUGCAGGAGCCACCUCGGUAGGCGCAGAGAGCUCACGGAGCCAGGAUAGGGAAGACCAGCUGUCUCGACGGUUGGCUGCUUUGCGGAACUAAGGACUCCCCCCCCCCCCCCCCCCCCGAGAAGAGACGGCGCUUCUUAUGGCUGUGUGGAAACAGACGAGUGUAACGAUGGCGUCAGGAUCUGUGUGUAUUUCUAUUGAACUGUUCUUACAAGGAGGACUUAAUGAGCCUAUCGAUUACCAUCCCCCUGCCUGCUCUAUAAAUACACACACACACACACACACACACACACACACACACACACACACAUAGGCUAGAAAUACUACCUGAGAAGGCAUAAAUCUCUCUGGUUCACCUUCCCAUCUGAUCCGUGUAUUCCCAUUUCUAUCUCCCCCUGUAAUUCCCCCCCACUGGAUCUGAUUUCAACUUUUUUUCUCUGUGUUUCUCCACCAGCACCACCACCUCCUCCUGUUCUCCCACUCAUCAAUUCUCAAACCACACACUUUUGGAUGUAUGCUUUGUAUGAAAAAAAAUAUAUAUAUAUUCACAAACUGCAUAAUUUAAAAUGAUGAAAACGUUUAAGUGAACAAUUCUAUUGAUUAUAAUCAAUUUUGGUGAGUAUGGCGUCCCCGGCUCUCAAAGGUGACGGGUGGGUUAAAGUGUUCUGUCACUCAGAGUUUUCUUGGGAAGAAGGAGACACAUACAUUUAAUCGGAAAAGAAAUACCAGAUUUUAUACUUUGGUGUUUGGAAAUGUUUAAGUUUGAAAGUAAUCUCUUAGUAACGCUAACAAACACUAACAGCUGUAACACAGCAAGGGACAAUCCUCCUUUGGUUUCUCACAGUCAACAUGAUUUAUUUUCGUGUUCUGCUUUUGUGUUAUUUAACUUUGUUGUUGAUUAUUUCUCAUACCUGUAUUGAGACUUUUUGCUUUCAAUGCCUUAUUUGGGAUGCAGGUGCUUGCCUAGGUGCUUCUCCCCCCCCCCCCCAGUGCCUGAAGGACAGUAGUUUAGAAAGCAAAGAGCAGCAAACCCAAACUCUACUGACAGCCAACUUCACUUCAACUCUGACUGAUGAGUGAGCGCUCUGGUUGCCAUAGGCAUCAUGGGGGGACAUAUAUAGGAAACAUAUAUAUUAUAGAAGCUGGAUCUCUUGGAGGUGUCCCCCAGCAACACUGAAACCUUACUCAGAGAGUUUUUGGAUAUCUUCUCUGUCUCAAAAUAAAGUAAUCAUCCCCAGCUGGCUAAGUCUAAAACACUUCCAGUAGAAGUCGUCAGUUAAAAGCAGAGAUGUAUAUGCUGGAUAUUGUUUUAAUUUUUUUUUUUUAUUAUAAGAAGCAAUUGCUACUCAUUGUUGCCUUGUAAACCACAAACAAUGGUAACAGCAUGAGUUACCAGAAGACUAGUUCUAUUUCUGUUCUUUGAGAUCACAGCUUCGUAUGGAGAGGCCCGUUAAGUGAGUUCUCUGGUUUUGAUGCAUCCUUCUUUGAGCAUUCAAUACAGAUCUCAGUGAGAGGGCAGGCAGGCCAAAACCAGACCUCAGCCUAUAACAGAGCCUCUGUACCCUCGGCUGUUUUCCAUUCAUUUCUCCAUUUUUACACAAGAAGGGUUUAUUACUCAACGUUUAGCAGACUUUGAAGCACUUUUGUUUUCUAUAUUUAUCUUGGUUAAUAAAAUCUUGCCCUCU
Molecule: messenger RNA, 2360 nt
Organism: Etheostoma cragini (Arkansas darter)
Lineage: Eukaryota; Metazoa; Chordata; Actinopteri; Perciformes; Percidae
Gene: chmp1a
Product: charged multivesicular body protein 1A
Exons: 7
Coding region: 173-769 (198 amino acids)
Biological process (GO): late endosome to vacuole transport; endosome transport via multivesicular body sorting pathway; protein transport
Cellular component (GO): ESCRT III complex; multivesicular body
Source: RefSeq, a predicted model, not a curated record